AGGGAGGUAAACAAAAACUCCGGCCUUGAAAAUAGAUCAAAAAACGACAAAGCAGCAAAAAGUGAACACAGAAUUUUGAAGUAAAGAUGAACCCUUUUGACCCAGAGCUGUUAGAAGCUCUGAUGAUUGCUAGGAUGAAUAAUCCUGGCAUGUUCCAGAGCUUCUGGGAGUUGGAUGAACAAGGAGUUGAAGAGGAAUCGGAAGAAGAAAUUCAAAAGGAUCCAAAGAAGAAGAUACUGUGGGCUGCGGAGAACAAUCACCUUGACAUUGCCAAAAGUCUACUGGAGGAAGACCCCUCUCUGGUUAACAGUCGCGAUAGUGAUCUCUACACCCCUUUACACCGAGCAUGUUAUAAUGGACACACAGGAAUGGUAAAGUUUCUCAUUGACCACAAUGCAGACAUAGAAGCACAGACAGAAGAUGGGUGGCAUCCCAUUCACAGUGCAGCAAGGUGGAAUCAAGCAGAAGUGAUUUCUGUUCUUCUGGAGCGUGGGGCAGACAUAAAUGCCAGAACCAAUAGCGGACUAACUCCCCUUCAUUUAGCGUCCUCAGAAAAGGAAAAUGGAGAGGCGAUCUCAUUGCUUUUAUCAAACUGUAACCUCAACACAGAAAUCAGGAACAGUUUGGGAGAAACUGCAGAGGAUAUCUGUUCUAGAACAAGUGAACAUUGUAAACUCUUUGAGGAAAGGAGAAAAAGGUUGGCUCAACAGAUGACUAGUGUGCAUCAUCAAGGAGGAAGUAUGGACAAUGUGGAUCAUCCAGAAGGCAACCAGGGUAAUUUGGGUCACUUGGAGGGAAAUCAGGGUCAUAUGGGUCAAGUGGAUGGAAAUCAGGGUCAUGUGGGUCAUGUGCAUGGAAACCAGGGUCAUAUGGGUCAUGUGCAUGGAAACCAGGGUAAUAUAGGUCACCAGGAAGGAAACCAGCAUCAUAUGGAUCAUCUGGAUGGAAAUUCAGGUCAUAUGCAUCACGUGACUGGAAGUGGGUCAGUAGAUCCUCAAGGGAACUUUGAUUAUGAUACAACGGAAACUGAAGAUCUCUCAGGGGAAGUGUUGAAUUUAUCUGACAAUGUUGCUCAGGGAUUUGAAGACUUGUAUGUUUCUAUGGAUACCUAUGAAAAGAAUUCUGAAUCAGAUCAGUUUGAAAAUAAUGAUCAAAACCAUUAUGCCAUGGAUGAAAACCCAUAAUCAUAAUUCCAAGACUUUGAUUUUUUUUAUAAUAUGCCAAGCAAAACAAAGUAUGUUUCCUUCUGUUUUAAAGAAGGGUUUAUGGACUUCAGGGUUUUUGUUUUGUAAUAUGCACAUCAUUGACAUCAAGCAUUGAUUCUUUAUAAUGGUCAGUGUGAUAUUAUGCAAAGCAUAACCGAGUUUCAGCACAAUCAUUUUUCAUGGUCAACAAUGUUGGAUGUUAUUUUUAUUUUACUGUGUGUCUCAUUAAGGAAUGCAAGAUAUUAAAUGAUGUUUUCAACACUACUGGUUAGAAACCAGAAGAGUUUUUGCCAUAGUAAGAUGUCUAGUGUCCAUCGGUCUGUCUGUCCAUUUUUUUAAUGAACACUC
Messenger RNA from Saccostrea cuccullata (small rock oyster), 1553 nucleotides. RefSeq names its product putative ankyrin repeat protein RF_0381. The transcript is spliced from 4 exons. The coding region runs from base 87 to 1184 and encodes 365 amino acids. NCBI's taxonomy places the organism in Eukaryota, Metazoa, Mollusca, Bivalvia, Ostreida, Ostreidae. The record is from RefSeq and is a predicted model, not a curated record. Gene Ontology annotation, molecular function: protein binding.